ACCCGAAAAGGACCCCCGCGAUAGACUAUAUCUAGACUGAGACACUUCAUCUUCGGACCACUUCUUCCACCAUUGCGGACCAUUGUCACGGUUUGAGAGCUGAUAAGGUCCUGAUGUGGGGUCUCUAGAAGGCCAUGAGCGGAGCGUUGGAGCAGACGGAGGGGACAGUGGUACGGAGAGAGAUGGCAGCUACGAAGGUGCGGCCCGAUAUGCAGAUCGGUAUGCAGGUGAUGGUGGAGAAGAGAGCUGAGGCGGAGAGCGUCCGGGAGCAGAGGCGGAGAUUGGCGAAUCACAUCGGCGGAAGGGCUGACGAUGACGGAGUUGGUGAGCGAAUGGUGGAGGAGGAGGAGGAGGAAGGGUGGACCCAUGUGCAGCGGAAAGGGAAAGCCCAAGUGGGAGUGGGGGGGGGCAGAAAACCCCCGAAGAAAGAGGAGGAGCAUCGCUGGCGGCAGGAAAUUGUCAGGAGAUACCGGGCCGGCCAGAGAAGGAGGCAGAACCUGAAGAGGAAGAAAAUGGAGGCCAGGGGACAAAAUAGAGGGUGAAGAUAACCCUCAACCCGGAGGGCUAUAAGGGAAACAAGACGCUGAGGCGUGGAGACUUUAUGGCUGAGGUUCUUUUGAAGACUCUCAAAGUUAAUCCGAGGGACUUGCAUUGCGUGGUGGCCUUUGAUAACAGGAAGGUCUGGAACGUGACUUUUGAAACUGGGAAAAGUUAUGCUGCAUUUUGGAAGGCCCAUGAGGAGGCUUUGAACAGAGGGGAGCUGGAGGGUUUGAUGUUUGACAUGGGGCGGACGGCACGAGAGAGAGUGCUGUACAUCAAGAUGUUUACAGACAUGGCGCAGAAGGAUGACGUGAAAAGAUGGUUGGAGCAGAGGGUGGAACAAGUGACUUUUGCGGAAAAAGAAUGUGAUCGCUGGGGGGUUUGGACCGGGGCAUGGAGGGCGAAAGUGGUGCUCCAUGAGGUGGUGGGGAGCCCCGGGGCGGUUAAGCACUUAGCCUCGGCAGUGCAAAUUGGGCCGUGUAGGGGAUACGUGGUCUAUCACGACCAGCCCAAGCUGUGCAAUCGGUGCGGGCAAGAGGGGCACCUGGCGGCGUUCUGCCGACUCACUGUGUGUUAUCGAUGCAGGGGCCUGGGGCACACAGCUCAAUUCUGUAAGGAGAGCCUUUUGUGUCAGGGUUGCGGGCAGGAGGGACACACACAGCAGACGUGCCCCUCGUCCUACGCAAAUCGAGUGCGGAUGGCGGGGAGUCGUGAGGAGCCCCGGGGGGAGGCGGAACAGAUGGCUAUUACACAAGAGGGAGGAGAGACGUGUAUGGAAGAAACGCAGGUGGAGGAAAGACCUGAGGAGGAGGAGAGUAACGAGGGGAUUGAAGAGGCAGCCAAGGGGCUGGUGGAGGACGAGCGUUUGGAAAUGCAGACGCAGAAGGGAGAGGAGGAAGAGGGGAGGGAGGCGGUAUUGCAACAUUUGAGGGGUAUGCUGGCGGAGUGGGAAAAGGCGCAGCAAAUGGAGGAGAUAGAGGCAAUCGAACAAGGGCGAGAAGGGAGCCUCAAGAAAAGGAAGAAAUCUGGAGGGGAGGAAAAGGGGAUGAAGAAGCUGGGGAUGCAAACUGAAGGUGGAAAGGAAAAAGGGAAAGGGAAGAAGAAAGAGAAGAGAGAGGGGGAAAGGGAAAGGAAGGAAAGUUUGGGAAUUUUGAACGCAAGAGUGGUGGAGAGGCUGUUGAAAACAUCUGGGAAAUGGAGGAAAGGGGUAGAGUCCUCAUCGGAGGCAUCGGAGACUGAGAGUGGGGAAGAGGUGUGAGGGGGAAUUUUAACGCUGCUGCUUACCAUGGAAGGGGCAUUUGUAUUUGUUCUGAUGUAUGUUAUGCUAUGUUAUGUUAAGUGUUGAUAUUUAAGAGAGAACUGAAACGGUUUUGUGGUUUGAAUCUGUAACAAAAGGGAGAAGCUUUUCUGUUUGGGUUUGUUUGUACGGGAAAGUUUUUGUUAUGUUAUGGCGUGAAUGUUGUUAUUUAGAGCUCUGAACCGGAAAAGAGAGAAAUUUUGGUGGUGGUGGUGAACGAAGGAUGAUUUUAAUGAAUAAAAAAAAAAAAAAAAAAAUUGUUAAAAUAAUGCCUUCUAAAAGAUUUCACGUGUGCAGUCAUUGACAGGUCACUAAAACUCAUUAAGUGGCCCUCCAGCCAAAAUAAUUGCCCACCUCUGGCAUAACAGCUUCUGCUUCCUGUUUGAUCCACUAUACAGCCGGACCCCGAGUUACGUGGGGGAUACGUUCCUGAAACACACCGUGUAAGUUGAAACCGUGUAACUGGAGGCAUCGUGUCAAUGGAAAACAGGGGGAUAGGGACCUGGAACCAAGAUUUGAUAACUUUGUUUUAUAAUAAAAGGAUAUUUAAACACAAAAUAA
This is a messenger RNA of Alligator mississippiensis (American alligator), 2398 nucleotides long. Its product is annotated as zinc finger CCHC domain-containing protein 3-like. The coding region runs from base 602 to 1798 and encodes 398 amino acids. The record is from RefSeq and is a predicted model, not a curated record. The transcript has 2 exons. NCBI's taxonomy places the organism in Eukaryota, Metazoa, Chordata, Crocodylia, Alligatoridae. Gene Ontology annotation, molecular function: zinc ion binding; nucleic acid binding.